UCACUUUUCUCCAUAUACGUUAAGAGCUCCAUUCGCCCGCCACUAUUUCUAACUAGCCAGAAAUUACUUAUAUGCUUAAAGCUUUAUUUUAUCACGUUUUCUGACCGUGCUCUGACCGUGUUUAUAAACUUGGUAGGCGUUU
Molecule: messenger RNA, 142 nt
Organism: Penicillium egyptiacum
Lineage: Eukaryota; Fungi; Ascomycota; Eurotiomycetes; Eurotiales; Aspergillaceae
Source: the annotation of a GenBank genome assembly